Cataglyphis hispanica is the source of this 2605-nucleotide messenger RNA. It is a transcript of the gene Galk, whose product is annotated as N-acetylgalactosamine kinase. The transcript is spliced from 10 exons. Gene Ontology annotation, molecular function: ATP binding; galactokinase activity. The coding region runs from base 152 to 1594 and encodes 480 amino acids. Gene Ontology annotation, biological process: galactose metabolic process; carbohydrate phosphorylation. The record is from RefSeq and is a predicted model, not a curated record. NCBI's taxonomy places the organism in Eukaryota, Metazoa, Arthropoda, Insecta, Hymenoptera, Formicidae. Gene Ontology annotation, cellular component: cytoplasm; cytosol.
AAGUGAUGGACCGUAGUCGUGGUCCGGGCUUCGCAUGCGUCACCAAGAAAAAACGCAUCACGUGUUGAUAAGGUUAAUCAACGGCGAUAACGUAUUGUGUAUCAUUCAGUAAGCCGUCGCGAAUAGUCGCAGAAAGAGUUGACUGUUAAAAAUGUCCCAUCAAGCUAACAGGACUCAUGUCGUCGAAGUGGAUGACCUUGUGCCCAUCUUGACACCCACCGCCGAUAUUUCGCCACGUUUAAAGACUUUAGCCGCCCAUUUCGUCUCGAAAUACAAUGUGGAACCUUCCUUCUUCGCUCGAGUGCCAGGAAGAGUGAAUUUAAUAGGCGAGCACAUCGAUUAUUGCGGAUAUGCUGUCUGUCCAAUGGCCAUUGAACAAGAUAUCCUUGUUGCAGUGGCAUUGUCAAAACAUAACGAUAUUUACCUCACCAACGUUGAUCCUAAAUAUAAGGACUUUCAAUGCAGUUUCGAAAAUGUGAGAUCUUGUAUUAGCGAUAGCGAGAGCGGACCAGCGUGGUACAAAUAUUUUUUGUGCGGUGUAAAAGGAGCAUUAGAGGUAAUCCCGACAGAGUCCAUCCCUACGGGAAUUCUAGCUGCGGUAUGGGGCAAUAUUCCUCCUAAUUCUGGCCUCUCGAGUUCUAGUGCGCUCGUCUCGGCCGCACUCCUUUCAAUCCUACAUGCCAGUCAGCAUCAAUUGUCAAAGCAUGAAUUAGCAACUAUCAGUGCUCGAGCAGAGAGACAUAUCGGGACUCAAGGUGGAGGAAUGGAUCAGGCCAUCGCUUUUCUCGGAAAAGCUGGUUCUGCUAAGUUGAUUGAAUUUAAUCCCUUACGUGCCACCGACGUAACAUUACCGGAGAACGCAGUCUUUGUAAUAGCGCAUAGUCAAGCUUAUCACAACAAAGCCUCGACUACUGACUUCAAUCUCAGAGUUGCGGAAUGCCGAUUAGCUGCACAGAUAAUAGCUAAGAAGAGAAAUAAGGAUUGGGAGCAUAUUCAAAGAUUAAUCGACAUUCAAGAGAAGCUCGCUUUUGACUUGGACGAGAUGGUUACUGUAGUAAUGUCAGAUUUGCACGAGCAGCCGUAUACUCUUGAUGAGAUCUGCAAGAGCCUUGGUACAGACUAUGAACGAUUGCCGAAGACGUCUCUCAUCAGUUCCUUUAAUACCUCGCAAACGUUCAAGCUGCAGCAGCGAGCACUGCACGUUUUUCAAGAGGCUAGCAGAGUGCUCGCGUUUCGCCGUAUAAACGAGGAAAGCGGCAUAAUGGAACUCGAGAAGCUUCAACAUCUGGGCAGUCUAAUGUCAAAGAGCCACGCCAGUCUCCAUAAACUGUAUGAGUGCAGCCAUCCUAGCGUGGACUUACUCGUGGAAAGAGCUAUACGUCGCGGUGCAUAUGGCGCUAGACUCACGGGAGCUGGUUGGGGCGGUUGCAUCGUGGCAAUUAUUGAUAAAACCGAAGUUCAACAAUUCGUGGAUGCUCUCCGAACGGAUCUCUAUCAGAACAGUACAAAGGACCGGGCGGAGCUGAAGGAUAUGGUGUUUCCGACGGCACCGAAUCAGGGUGCUGUUAUUUACACUGUAUCAACACAGUUUUGAAUCGUAAAACCCGCGGUAUAAUAAAUAUAGCGGCUUUCCUUACCCCGUUAUUCCAUCCCUUUAUUGACAUUCCAUUAUUUUCUUCUCGCCUCACUUUACAUCACGUCCCUCUCUCUGACCUGGUUUUUUUUUUUCGUUUCUUAUCACAAAUUUUAAUUAAUGAAAGAAUACCAGCACCUGUAUCCAUUCAAUGUUCUUUGACUUGUUGGUUAUUUCAGUCACUGAAUGAAUAGUAUUUCUAAAAAUGCUUCUUGCCAUUCAAUUGCUGUACAUAUGAAUUCCUUAGUUUAUCAUAUAAUAGCCAUUAAAUCUUCAUAUGCAGUGUCUUAUAUAAUAGCGCACUGAAUCCUCGAAACAAAGACUGACACUAAUCCUCAGCUAUAUAAUUAUGCCAAAAAUUAACAUAUCAAUUUUCAUUUUUUUUUCUAGACUUAUCUAAAGAUGUAAUAAUAUGUGAAAAGAAUUAUAAAAGAAUGAUUCGCAAUUUUAAAACUAUAAGAAGUCUUACCAUCCAGUUAUAGAUACGCGAUAUUUGAUAAUUGAUAUAAAUGAUUACUCGCAUAUGACAUUUAUAUAUUAUAACAGUUUUUGCAAGAGAUAAUUAUGAAUAAAUAAAUUUGCACUGGAAUAUAUCACUCUUAGGUGAUGAAUAAGUAAUUCCAAGAGAAGGAUGAUAAUGAAGAAUAAACUUUAAGAUGAAAAUCUCUAAUAAAUUUCUAAUGAAAUAUAGCGAAAGUUUAGCUAACGAAUAACGAGAGAUAAGGUGAAAUAUAUUGUAACAAAAUUUCACUCACAAACUUCUACGUUAAAUUGCCACCAUUACGUGUUGCAUACUAAAGCGUAUAUAUAGUCUAAUAUAUUCAUGAAAAAUAUAUGAUCAUAAUUUAUAUCUGUUAUUUUAUUAUGUUCUAUAUAUCUAAUUAUAAUAUGUGCUACGAAUAUGAUAUGGAAAAAUAACGCGAAUAAAAUGCAGAUUUUUUUCUAAAUAACUUUACUGGCAAUUAUUAUUCA